Humulus lupulus (European hop) is the source of this 1789-nucleotide messenger RNA. Its product is annotated as protein GRAVITROPIC IN THE LIGHT 1. The coding region runs from base 350 to 1618 and encodes 422 amino acids. Gene Ontology annotation, biological process: negative gravitropism; response to red or far red light. The transcript has 3 exons. Lineage: Eukaryota; Viridiplantae; Streptophyta; Magnoliopsida; Rosales; Cannabaceae. The record is from RefSeq and is a predicted model, not a curated record.
GGCGUGCCGGGAUCGUACCCGAUCUGACCCAAGUCAUCGAUUCAUUUUGUUUAAUUUUUCCAAAUCGAAAACUCGCCUACCAACCUUAACAGUCAAGCUCAAGCCCACCGUCGUCACCGCCUCGCGUCGCGGACACACCAACAUUUCUCCAACCCUCUAUAACUUCUCUCUUCUCGCCUCACUACCACUCAGAAAACUUUCCUCUACUCUUUUCAAGAUUGAAGGGUAUUAUGAUAGCUGGGUGUAGACAGUGGCAGAUAUGUGGAUCAUAUAGGUAUUUCCAGCUCUUGUAGUAUUGGUUCUUUAUCUAGAAGAGGUCUAUUUAACCACCACCAACUUGGUAGCAGCUAUGCUACCCACUGGAGCAAAGGAUUCCCAACUUCGUGAGAGCAACAGCCAGAAGGUUCACCCACAACCAAUGGAAGAGGCUAUGAAUCAGAACCCAGAAGCUGUCGAGGCCCUGAUAUCCAAGAUUUUUACCAACAUUUCUUCCCUGAAGUCAGCUUACAUCCAACUUCAAGCAGCUCAUACUCCUUACAACCCUGAUAAAAUUCAAACUGCCGAUAAGCUUGUAAUAUCUGAACUGAAGAACUUGUCUGAACUCAAACACUUUUACAGAGAGAACAAUCCCAAGCCAGUAUGUGUUUCACCACAGGAUUCUCGAUUGGCUGCUGAGAUCCAAGAACAACAGAGCCUGCUGAAGACCUAUGAGGUUAUGGUUAAGAAGUUCCAGUCUGAAAUUCAGAAUAAAGAUUCUGAGAUCCUUCAGAUGCAACGGCAAAUUGAGGAGGCAAACCAGAAGCGAGUAAAGCUGGAAAAGAAUCUCAAGCUCAGGGGAUUGUUGUCAAAAGAUUCUGAAGGUUCGGCAGAUGAGAAUGGAUUUUUCCAUGUGGAUCUAACUCCUGAUCUUUUCAUGUCAUACGUAGAAGCUACCUUUAAAGCUAUUCAUGAUUUUUCUAAACCGUUGAUCAACAUGAUGAAAGCUGCGGGGUGGGACCUCGAUGCUGCAGCUAACUCAAUUGAACCCAAUGUUGUUUAUGCGAAAAGGGCUCACAAGAAAUAUGCAUUUGAAUCCAAUAUUUGCCAACAAAUGUUCAGUGGCUUUCAGCAGGAAAGCUUUGCCAUGAAAGUAGAUGAUCUUACUCUCACAAAGGACAGCUUCUUCAACCAAUUUCUUGCAUUAAGGGAGAUGGAUCCACUUGACAUGCUUGGUCAAAGUCCAGAUUCGGUGUUUGGGAGGUUUUGCCGGAGCAAAUACCUAGUAGUGGUUCACCAGAAGAUGGAGGCUUCUUUUUUUGGGAACAUGGAUCAACGGAAUUAUGUCACGGGAGGCGGGCAUCCAAGGACUCCUUUCUACCAGGCAUUUCUAAAACUGGCCAAGGCAGUCUGGCUUUUGCAUAGGUUGGCUUAUUCUUUUGAUCCCAGUGUUAAGGUCUUCCAAGUGAAGAGAGGAAGUGAAUUCUCCGAGGUUUAUAUGGAAAGUGUUGUGAAGAAUUUGAUAAUAGAUGAAAAUGACCCAAAACCUAAGGUGGGACUCAUGGUUAUGCCUGGUUUCUCGAUUGGUGGGAGUGUGAUUCAGAGUCGAGUAUAUCUCUCGGGCAUGAAGGUUGCUGAAUAACUUCCCAACCUUACAAUGUCAAAUGCAAACGUGUACUUGGUGUGUUUACUACUGUUUUGUUUCUUUUACUGUAACAUCUCGUAGCUGCUGGUUGUGUAAUCUGUAACUUUUAUUCCUGUCCUGUUUGUGAGAUGGAAGGAUUGUUUUAUAUAUCUACUUCAUUCUAUCUUA